Molecule: messenger RNA, 1091 nt
Organism: Paramecium pentaurelia
Lineage: Eukaryota; Ciliophora; Oligohymenophorea; Peniculida; Parameciidae
Source: the annotation of a GenBank genome assembly
AUGAUAUAGUAAUAACAAUAACCUAUUUAAGAUCAAUAACAACCAGUCUAAAUAACUACUGAAUGUGCAUUAAAAUCAAUACCAUAAACUAAAUGUGUUUAUCAUCCUAAGUUUAUAACACAUUUUUGCAAAAAAACAACAUGUUUAAUGCCUCUAUGUGAAACUUGUUUAGAAAUUCAUUCUCCUCAACAUUCCAAAUUUAGUAAGUUAUAUUUUAACUCUAUUAUUCAGUCGACACUAUAUAAAACACUCUAACUGAAGUCUAUAGGGGUUAUGCCAAAAGGGCCAAUGAAAUUGCAAUGCAUUAAAGAUAUGAUUUUUUGUAAUUACGUUAAGAUCUUCAUAAGUUGAUUGAUGCCAUUUUUGAAGAUCUUCUCAGAAAGGCUGAUUAAAAUUAUCAACCAGAUUUAGUCAUUGAAUGGAGAAAUCUAAUCUCUAAAUUAGAAAAACUCAAAGAUUCUCAGUCUUGUAUGAAAGAAGCAAUUUUAUAUUUUGUUGAACCAGAUCAAGGGUAUCAUAAACCUUAAUUAACAUUUUAAAAUAAUCCAAUCAAAAUAGAUCAAUACUAAUUAUAAUAAGCAAAAUACCAUUUGAAUAGAUUAUUUACUGUAGAUUUCAAUAAUGAAGAACAUUUAAACUAUAGCAAUUAUGAAUGGCAGAAUGACAAUCCUAUUAGAGGAGCUUCAAGCAUUUUAGAUUAUUCAGAAGUUUAUUAAAUAAAUAAUCAUUCAGAUAAUAAUAUAAUUAAUAAUAAUAUAAUUAGUAAUAAUAAUAAUAAUAAUAAUAAUAAUAAUAAUAAUAAUAAUAAUAAUAAUAAUAAUAAUAAUAAUAAUAAUAACCAUCAUCCUUAGAAUCUUAUUACUCAAACUUAGUUUGAAUAGAGUCCCAUAAGAUUAGUACUGCCUAUAGAUUAAUAAUACGUUAUUCAAAGUCCAAAUGUUAUUCAGUAUGCAUAACCAAUCAUUCGAACUCCGUACACAGUACCAUCAGUUUAUACAGUAUCAACUGUCAGGCCUUUCAAAUAGGUAAUCAAAAUUUCUAAUAUCUUAUAGAGUAGAGAAUUCAGUUAUGCUCUUCCUUUUGUCUAAUGA